AUGACUACUACGUUAAAUGAAGUAAAAAACCGUUCUUUUAAAAGUAUAUUUCAAGCUAUACGUUCGUAUUUAAUUAAUUCUAUUCGCCAAUUAAAUUUUUAUUCUGAUGAUCCAUUUUGGUCAUCAACAUUAACAUAUUCUCAACAAAUAAUUAAUACUCGUUUAUUUCUUAUAUUUAUUUCAAUAUCACUUUCUAUUGUUAUUAUUUAUUCAAGUUUAAUUAAUGUAACAAAUAAUGUAACUCUAAACGAAUUUUCUAUAAACGAUUUUGAACGACUUGAAUAUCUUUAUCCUAAUACAAUAAAUGCUUUAUGUAGUCAUGAAUCAAUUCCAUAUGAAAAAUUUCUUUAUUUAUCUCCUAUAUUUCAUCAAAUAUGUUCAAGUUCAUUUAUUGAAACUAAAUGGAUAUCAUCAUUAUUUUUGUUUAAUGCAACAUCUCAUAAUAUAUUAGAUUAUCGUACAUAUGGAUUUGCUCAAUAUCGUUCGCUUAGUUUACUAUGUAAUAUAUCACGUCAAUCAGUAAAAGAUACUCAUCGUACAUUUAAUUCUACUCAUUUUGUCAAUCAUGAUGUUUUAUCAAGAAAUCAAUUUAAUGAAAUAUCAUUUGUUCUUUUGAAUAAUUUUCAAAAAAAUAUUUUAUUCAAUGAAAAACAAACUGGACAAAUAAUAUCAAUGAUGACAGCAUAUAAUCAAUUAUGGUCAGCUCUACGUACAAAUUAUUAUGUUCGAUCUAUACCUGGUUCACGAUUGUAUAAUACAUAUAGUAGAAUUUAUUUAGUAGAUAAUCAAACAGAAGAUUCCAGUUGUGAAUGUAGAUCAAAAGGAAAUCAAUGUAUUUAUCCAGCUGGAGCUUUUUAUAAUUGGACUUCAUUUGAAUUAGAUAUGCCGGAAAAAAAUUAUCCACCACCUCGAUUUCAAAUUCCUGGACUAAUGGCUGGAUGUACUCCACUUGAUUCGAUACGUCAAUCAACUUUGGAAUGUUUAUAUAAUCAAACUUGUAUAAAUGCGAUAUCACUUCAACCAGAAAUAUCUCACCCACAAGCUUUAAAUAGAUCAUUAACACGAUUUUUAUUAAAUGCUACAAUUGGUUCAAUAUUUGAUGAAGCAUUAUUUGUUGAAUCUUGGCAAGAUAAAUCGAAUUAUGAAAAUUAUUUCUCUGCUUGUGCACCUCAAUCUUUAUCUUAUAGUUAUGAAAAACGAUUUCAUUUCAGAACAAUUCUUACAUUAAGUCUUAGUGCUUUUAGUGGUCUUGUCAUUGUAUGGAAAUUAAUAACGCCAAUGUUUCUUAAAAUUUUUCAUUUUAUUAAACGAAAACAACAAACUUCGAUAGAAUUACAAACGAUACCAGUGAAUUCAGAAACAGUAAAUAUAGUUGUAAAAACUCGUAUUUAUCGAAAAAUUCAUAAUUUUAAUUUAUUUCCCUCCGAUGAUAAAAACGAUAUAGAAGAAGAACGUAUUGGUAUAAUAACAACACGUCUUUAUAUAUUUUUAAUCUGUAUUAGUCUUAUAAUUCUUGGUUUUUAUACCAAUUUAUCUAAAAAAGACCAAAUAAAUAUUAUUAAAAAUCCAUCAAUGGAAAAAUUUGAAGAAUUAAAUUUGAAAUAUUCUACAAAAUUAAAUUGUCCUUGUUCACGUUUUUCAAUGUCAUACAAUCGUAUAAUAUCACUUUCAACUCGGUAUCAUUCUAUAUGUAAAAGUGAAUUUUUAAAGGAUUAUUGGUUAUCUUAUUUUAGUCAAAAAAAUAUUCAAUUUAUGUCAACUGAUAUUCGAACAAGUGGAUUAGCAUUUUUUAAUUUAAUUAAAAUUCUAUGUAAAACAUCUGAAGAAACAAUUGAAAAUGCAAUAACGAUAUUUCGAACAAAUCGUUUAAUUACAAUGAAUACAUUAUCAUAUGAACAAUUUUCUACUGAAAUUCAAACACGUUUGAAAUUUUUUCAACAACAAACUAUUUCUUCAUUUCUUCAUUUAAUUCAAUUAAUACGUUCAACUAUACAAAUAAAUCAAUUAGUGGAAGAAAUGUAUACAAAUGUUGGACAUGUAUCAAAAUAUAAUAAUGAUACAUCAACAUGGUUAAUUCGUUAUAAACCACGAAGUUUUUAUACAAAUAAUUGUUCAUGUCUUUUAUCCAAUGAAUGUACUCGUCUUGUUGGUUUUUAUUAUAAAUUAGAAAAUCGUACUAGUAUUGAACCUAAUAUAUCUAUUCCUGGUUUAGUUCUUGGUUGUUAUGCUAUUGAUUCAGUUUUAUUAUCAACUUUAGAAUGUUUUUAUGAGAAAAAAUGUAUCAAAAUUCUUAUUGAUAAUUAUGAUUUUGAUGCUAUUGGUUUAGUUCAACCAUUAGAUAAUCGUACUAAACGAAUUCAACCACUUUCACGAAAACAAACUCGUUUUUAUCCUAAAAUAACAAUCAAUGAAAUAUUUUCUCAAUUAUUUGUUGAAGAAUGGUUUAAUUCAACUAAUUAUACUUCAUACUAUACACGAUGUAAACCUUUACAAUGUACUUAUACUGUACGAAAAAAUUUUAAUAUUGCUUAUAUGUUAGCUAUUAUGCUUGGAUUUUAUGGAGGAUUAAGUGUUAUUUUAGAUAUUAUUCUCUAUCCAAUGGUUAAAUUUGUUAUUAAACGAUCGACAAAACAAAAUCCUACAAAUAUGAUUACAACCGAUGCAUCAAUGGAAUCUUCUACAGAAAGAACUACUCAUUCGAUAUAUCAAAAAAUUUUAACAAUGAAUUUCUUUAAAAAUAAUUCAUCAUCAAAUGAAAAAGAAUUUGAAUAUGAAGAAAUUUGUGCAACUCGUAUUUAUGUAUUAUUUCUUUUAUUGAGUGUGAUGAUUAUUCUUCUAUAUUCUGGUCCAUUUAAUGAUGAAAAACAACCUAUAAAAAUAGAUAAUCCAUCAAUAGAUUUAAUUAAUGAUCUUUAUAAACAAAAUUAUUCAAGUCUGACAUGUCCUUGUUCAAAAGUUGCAAUUAAUUAUUCGAAAUUUUUAUCAAUUAAAUUUAAAUUUCAUCCAAUAUGUUCAAAAGAAUUUCUAUCUUUAGAUUAUCGAAAAAAUUUAUUAGAAAAUAACGAAUCUUCAGAAUUAAUAACUCAUUAUCGAAUAUUAUCAUCACUUUGUCAUCUAUCGAAAGAAUUUCUCAAUAAUGCUAAAUAUGUAUUUGAUAAUCAGGAAUAUACAACGGUUGAAUUAUCAACAAAAUCUUUAUUUAAUAUUGAAAUAAAAUCUUUUCUUUUAAAUUUUAUUCAUCAAACAAAAUCAAAUUAUAAACGAACAUCAUCAUUUAUAAUGAAUUCAUUCCAUGUUAAUCAAUUAGUAAAUUUAUUUCUAAAUAACUGGAACAUUAGUUUUACAGAUCAAAAUCAAAAUUAUAUUAUAAAUACAUUUCCAAAUUAUUUUUCAUCAUCGAAUUGUACAUGUGCAAUAUCAUCUCAUUGUAAUAAACAAUUAACUAAUGAUAUUUAUAUUGGUUGUUUUCCUUAUAAUGGUUUUUAUUUAUCAAAAUAUGAAAAUAUUUCUUUAGGAAAAUUAAAUGAUCAAUUAUUUGUACAAAAAUGGAUUAAUCAAACAAAUUAUACAAAUUAUUUUCAAACAUGUCAACCAUUACAAUGUCAAUAUAUAUCAUCUAAUAAGAAUUAUAUUCUUUCUAUGUUUAUGAUACUUUUAGAAUUAUAUGGAGGUUUAACUUUUUGUCUAUAUUUUAUUAUUAAACAGUUUUUACUUGCUUAUCUAUGGUGGAUAAAAACAAAGAAAUAA
This is a messenger RNA of Adineta steineri, 3747 nucleotides long. NCBI's taxonomy places the organism in Eukaryota, Metazoa, Rotifera, Eurotatoria, Adinetida, Adinetidae. The record is from the annotation of a GenBank genome assembly.